Molecule: messenger RNA, 1717 nt
Organism: Fundulus heteroclitus (mummichog)
Lineage: Eukaryota; Metazoa; Chordata; Actinopteri; Cyprinodontiformes; Fundulidae
Product: carnitine O-palmitoyltransferase 1, liver isoform-like
Exons: 13
Coding region: 104-1717 (537 amino acids)
Biological process (GO): carnitine metabolic process; fatty acid metabolic process
Cellular component (GO): mitochondrion
Molecular function (GO): carnitine O-palmitoyltransferase activity
Source: RefSeq, a predicted model, not a curated record
AGUCGCUCACGUGUAAUGUGCUCGUGAAUGGGGAGGGGCGAAAGCAGGCGUUUUCUACAUCUGUUUCCAUCGUUCAAGAUCAGCAGGAAAAGCCGUUGCAGCAAUGGCGGAGGCUCAUCAGGCGGUAGCGUUCCAGUUCACCAUCACACCAGAGGGCAUUGACCUGCAGCUGUCCUAUCAGGCCCUCAACCAGAUCUACCUGUCCGGAGUCCGAUCCUGGAAGAAGCGAGUCAGCCGAAUGAAGAACAGUGUCAUAAAGGGAGUGUAUCCUGCUAGCCCGUCCUCGUGGCUCUUUGUUGCCGUAGGGAUCCUGGCUACCAUGUAUAUGCAGUCGGAUCCCAGCAUGGGGCUCAUCGCAAAGAUCCAGCAGCAUCUUCCAUUAAGUCUCCAUGUUUCCCUCAGCAGUCAGGGUCAAACCAUGGUGUCAGCUCUGGUGUUCAGCACUCUGCUGUGGCUCUCCCUCAUCCUGGCGCUCCGCUUCUGCCUGAAGCUGCUGCUCUCCUACCACCACUGGAUGUUCGAGCAGCAUGGGAGAGUUUCCAACACCACCAAAGUCUGGGUGAGUCUGAUGAGGUUAUUUUCAAGAAAGAAGCCUUUGCUGUACAGCUACCAGACCUCACUUCCUCACCUUCCUGUUCCAGCCAUACAAGACACACUGAGCAGGUAUCUAGAGUCAGUGCGCCCUCUGCUGACGGAUUCAGAGUUUGAGCGGAUGACAAAGUUGGCCGAUGAGUUUGAGUCGACCCUGGGACACCGGCUGCAGCGCUACCUCAAACUCAAAGCUCUGUGGGCCACCAACUAUGUAAGUGACUGGUGGGAGGAAUAUGUCUACUUGAGAAGCCGAGGGCCAAUAAUGGUCAACAGUAACUAUUAUGGCAUGGACUUCCUCUACGUGACGCCAACAUCAGUGCAGGCAGCUCGAGCAGGAAACACUAUUACUGCUCUCAUGCUCUACAGACGCAAAGUAAACAGGGAGGAGCUCACACCGAGUCGCGUUCCAGGUACUGUGAUUCCUCUGUGUGCAGCACAAUGUGAGAGGAUGUUCAACACCACUCGAACACCAGGAGUUGAGACAGAUGUGCUCCAACACUGGCAGGACAGUGAGUUUGUGGCUGUAUACCACAGAGGACGCUAUUUCAGACUAUGGGUGUACCGGGCAGGUCGCCUGCUGUCUCCCAGAGAAAUCGAAUACCAGAUCCAGCGAAUCCUGGAUGACCCUUCACCACCAUUUCCCGGAGAGGAAAAACUGGGAGCUCUCACUGCUGGAGAAAGGGUCCCUUGGGCUCAGAUGCGGCAGCAGUUUUUCAGCUCUGGUCUGAAUAAAAAGUCCCUGGAUGCCAUUGAGAAGGCGGCGUUCUUCAUAACGCUGGAUGAUGAAGAGCAGGGUAUGAAGGGAGACGACCCUGCCGGAAACCUGGAUCGCUACGCCAAGUCUUUACUUCAUGGCAAAUGUUACGACAGGUGGUUUGAUAAAUCUUUCUCCAUUGUGAUCUACAAAAAUGGGAAGAACGGCCUGAAUGCAGAGCACUCCUGGGCCGAUGCACCAACAGUGGCUCAUCUUUGGGAGUACACCCUCGCGACAGACGCCUUCCAGCUGGGCUACACUGAGGACGGACACUGUAAAGGAGAAGUGGAUCUCUCGCUGCCUCGGCCUCAGAGGCUUGUGUGGGAAAUCUCUCCAGAGGUAACAGCACUCCUUCCUGCAGGACGCGUUUGA